This is a messenger RNA of Varroa destructor (honeybee mite), 4514 nucleotides long. RefSeq lists its product as uncharacterized. The record is from RefSeq and is a predicted model, not a curated record. Lineage: Eukaryota; Metazoa; Arthropoda; Arachnida; Mesostigmata; Varroidae.
CGUGUUUUUCUUAAUUGGUGGUUUUUUGCUUAUCGGUCGAUGGAAGGUAUUAGCUGUAGUCGCUCAAAAACAGGUAAUAAUUUAUGUGGAGAAAGUGGACUAUAUAUAUAUAUAUAUAUAUAUAUAUAUAUAUAUAUAUAGCGAUUCGUUUGUUGUUCUGGAGGAUCUGAGAGCACCGUUGUUUUGCGCUCGUUAGAGCUUGCAAGGACGAAGUUCGUAUUGCACUGCCUGGCAAGAUCCGUGGUCCAGUUAGUCAGCGAUGACACCUAUAGCGAACAGAGAGCGACCAGAAGGUCUCUAACGAUUGAUCUGUUUAUCAGUGUUUUCCGACUCCAUUAAAAUAGACACAUUCACUGUAGUCACAAUAGAUUCAACUAGUCACAUUUCCCGUUAGUAUGCUCCAGAGUUUAAUUUACUGCAAAAAAGCUUAGAAAUGCUAAAUACUCCUGUUGAAUACUGUUUCAAUCGGUCUUGUAGAAAUCGCCUUACCCUUAUAUCCUCAGCAUUUCUAUUUGGCGCAAGCUCAUGCAUAAAACCAAUCGGCACAGAAAUUCCAGCAAAUUUGCUGAAUCACAUGGGACAAAACAAUUCUCCACAAUGUAAGAUAGUUGCCAGGCUGCCACCGUUAAAAAAAUUCUACAUCGUCAGUCAGCUUCACUGUUGAUCCGUGAUUACUGGUUGUAUAGUGCUUUAUACAGCUAAACACUGGUUACUUCGUUGUCAAAGUCCGUAAGGUAUCAGCGCGACCAGAAGACGGCGUUCGACGCUCAGUACUUAGCUAAGCAUUGGUGUUCCUGUUUCUAUUGCUAUCAGUUUUGUUUAUGAUAUUCGACGAUGAUGGCGGCUGCUGGUGCAUUCGGGCAUAGAUUGUCGUCUAUGGAUCGGCACAUGGACGCGGUGCGAGCCAAGGGAGGCCCAGCAUUUAUUCUCGUUGCCAUGGCACCAGCCACCGAAACAGUGCAGUAACGUCCGUCGGCGCUAGGCUAUCAACGAACGAUUUGGCGUCAACAGCGUUACGUUUAGCUGUUCCCCCAUCGUUCCUUUGUAUUUGUCUGUCCAUUAUUCUGCCGUCGCCGGAAGCAGGCACUCAGUCCCCGAUGACGCGGCCAGUAGAGAGUUCUCUGGCGCUACAGAGCUGCUGCUGAUGACGCUCUUAUCCCAUGUGUUGUUUGUGUGGCGCGCCAUCGCUGCAGCGACAUCUACGACGGCACCGUCGACGGUUGCGACGUUGCGUUUAUGCAAAAAAAAUUGUAUAAAAAGUGAUCGCCAGAUAGAUGAGCGUCUUUAACGUAGUGGAAACCGACUUUAACUCCCGACUGAUGUACCUUUGUGCUCGUUCUGUGAAGGCUUAGAAAGCGACCUGACUUAAAAUUUAGAUACUACGGCAGGUAAUUGUGAUUAAUCGAACACACGGCUUACGAGUUCCAAUUGUUUCGUUCCGUUCGUUUCUGUUGUCUAGCGGCUUUAGCCGUUGUUCUAGCAGCGACAAUAAUAGAAGACUCUCGGGCCGCCCUGUAAUAAAUUACAUUUUCUGACUUCACUUCCGGACAUUGGACCGUUCCUGUCGCAUUAUUGGGGAAGCACUUUUGUCGGAAAUCGUGUCAUACGAACUAGACUACAAGAUCUGCCAGUAAGUGCCGAACUGUGUGCUUCGACAGUUUAGCUAAUCGUGGAUGAAAACGGGACUCAUCGACCUCACUGUUUCGUCUUAACAACAGAAGCAAAGCACCGGAGCGAGUGCUCGUGAGUUAAGCGCUGAGACGUGUGGCCAUUCGCUUUUACUAAAACUGCCUAAAACAAAGAGAGGUCACACGUAAAAAGCGCUCUAACUAGUGAGCGUCGAUCUACUAAGCAAUUUAUAUCGUAGGCACCGUUACAAUGUAAUAUUAAGCCACUGGACAUUAGAUUUUUUAGUUCGGCCUGCCCUGCUUAGCUAGGACAGAUAUCGUUGUUUGCUAAACCUGUUCGGAAGAUAUUGGUAAACAUUUUGAUAGGAUUUCACCAACAACAGAAGGGGGGGGCCAAGCAGGCGUUCCCAUUUUCGUCAGCUAAACCGACCUAACUCGUGUAACAUUCUGCGCAGUGCCCCGCUUGCGUACGUGAGAAGUAUAUGUGUGCGGACUUGAAGGGUCUUCGGAGGACGUAGAGGUUUAAAGGGCGCUUUUGAAAGAUUUGUCAAUACCGAAGUGACUAAGGAGAGUACAAACGUUUAUUGAACGGCGAUUAUAUAAUGGAGCUCUACAUAUUCUGUCUCGUAUGCGUCAUGAUACUUGGAAUCAUUAUAAUCAAUGGUAUAUAUUGCUUUAUGUAUUUAUCGUACCCGCUACCAGGAGGGGUGGAUCCCUGUCCACCAUUAUCGCGUUUUCGAAAGAAGGCUCGUAGAAGGCCGCAUACAAGAACUCGUUCCCCUGUGAGGUCUCCCGCACAACGACAGGAUUCCGCUGCUGAAGUUAUGAUACCAAUGAGUCAGUAUGAAGACCAGGUUGAUAUUCGACUUCAGCAAAGCGUCGUGUCGUCUCCCCGUCGAUCACAACUUCAGCAGAGCACCCCGCACAGGAAGUUGUCCGAUAGGUUAGAUAAAGGACUGCAUCGAGUUACCUCAUCGAGAGCUGGCACCUCUUCUUCAGGAAUUGGUACCCCUCUACACUCGGGCCGAUCGAUAACCCCUGUAUCGCAUCGAAGCAUUAACAUUUCCGUCGUUUCUAUUACUCCGCCUCUCGCUAGGUCUAACACGCCCACAAGACCCCCAAUCGCUGGAACGUCAUCUUCUAGAAUGAAGUAUGGUCAAACCGAAAUCUAGUAAGAGUAUCUGUGCUGGAUCUACAUACCGAAUGGCACAAGAGAAGUUCAUAUUGUUAUAAGGUGCCGUCCGCAGUAUCUUUAUUUUGCUUUCGUACCUGCUGUCUAGGUGCACGUAACGAUGAACUGAUUCUAAGAAAAAGAAAAGAUAUUCCCUUUGAAUGGAAAGUAAUUACGUUACGAAUAUACCUGUACCUAUAAGAGUUAAGGGUGGAGAUGGGCGCGACUUCCUUGCAGGCCUUCGCUGCUUCCGUCAAGCGAAGCUGACAUGAAUGUACAAUUUUAGCGUGAAUCACCAGUCAAAACCACUAUUAAAUGGGCGCCCAUUGGCAAUGUAAAUCAACUCUAACGGACCUAACUGUUCAAAGUUUUUUUGUCGAUAACAUUUUUUUGCCCUGUAUCUCUAUAGCAAAAAAAGCGAAGAAAGGGUAUUCUAAACAGCAAUGGAAAUAACAGCACGUCAGAAACAUAUGUGCCGCUCGUUCCUAAACGUUUCCUACAUUCAGUAGAUACGUAAUGGAUAGCGCCGGGCAUAAUCCGGACGUCAAUUACUUCAGAAAAAAAAAAGCUGAACAUCCAUUGACAUCAGAACGUUAGUAAUUCAUUAGUGAGGUCCAGCCCUACGGGGUCUUCGGUAUUUCGAACAAUUCGAUAUAAUUUUCUUGUUUUAAAUGGACAGGUCAAAGACCUGAUAGCACCACCUUGUCAGGCUGCCUAUCCGGCAGUUCCCCAGUAUGGAACUCCAUCGAGCAAUACCUCUAUGCAAUAUGUAAAGAUUAAUAAAUAUAUUCUUAAAUAUAUAUAACACAUAAACAAAAUAUGAUAGCGUUAAGGUACUCUGAACUAUACGAAGCUAUCCCUCCAUAAAAUAUACGUCCUUCCGUCAAUAACUCGCACAAGCUGACGUAUAGAGUGAAAGCCGCAUUGCAUAUGGCAUCCGGAUCAAUAGUACUGGACUAAGGUAAUAGGGAGAAGUUGCUUAUUUUCUUGAUAUGCGUAACGGAUUUUUAUACAAGAAAACGAGCGCACAUUUGUCUUUCGCAGUUAGCUUGCUCUUCGGUACGGAAAUGGAGGCGCAUACACAGGAAAAUAAAAAGAUCGAACAAAUUCGAAAACAAGUGGAUUAUGACGACUCAAUAAAAUGACUGUAGUUCAACUACGUAAGUAUGUACGUAUGCCGCUUGAGAGGAAGUAAAAGAAAAAUAAACGAAUCCUCAUGAUUCAUAAUAUAGAUUAUAUACAUAUAUAUGAGUGUGCAUGGAGUGCCAUGCUGAACAGAAAAGUCUGUACCAAAGGCGAUAUGAGCCCCACCUGCAAGCUUCUUUCUGUUCAAGUUCCAAGAAAUUGCCAGCCCGGAAACCUGCUAAUAAUAUAUAUACUUGUUAGCAUCUUAUGUAGGUCUAGUGAAGCGCACAUUGGUAUUUAUUAUUAUUAUUACUAUUGUUAUAUACAAAAAGCGAAGGUUUCAAAAGGUUUAGAUGAUUCAUGCGUUUGCGCCAGUCACAUUUCAAUGAAAAGAAAGCAUGCCUUUAUAUAGAUGAAUUUUGUACGAAUUUUAGACAAACUUCUAAGAGAAAUUAGUGUAGUAUGCGAUGUGUACAUAUUUUUAGACAAAAACAAAAAUGGCUAAAACAAGCUAAAUCUUUACGCUUGUCAUAUUUCAUACGAUAAACAGAUAAUUAAUAAACUAUUUCUUAACUUCAUACUUUACAUAA